Messenger RNA from Diceros bicornis minor, 1383 nucleotides. RefSeq names its product cannabinoid receptor interacting protein 1 (gene CNRIP1). The record is from RefSeq and is a predicted model, not a curated record. Gene Ontology annotation, biological process: negative regulation of signaling receptor activity. NCBI's taxonomy places the organism in Eukaryota, Metazoa, Chordata, Mammalia, Perissodactyla, Rhinocerotidae. Gene Ontology annotation, molecular function: type 1 cannabinoid receptor binding. Bases 56 to 550 code for a protein of 164 amino acids. The transcript is spliced from 3 exons. Gene Ontology annotation, cellular component: plasma membrane.
CAGCCGGCGCUGUCCUCCGCCCCGCGAAGCCGCCGCGCCCGCCCCGCGCCCAGCCAUGGGGGACCUGCCGGGCCUCGUGCGCCUCUCCAUCGCGCUGCGCAUCCAGCCCAACGACGGCCCGGUCUUCUUCAAGGUGGACGGGCAGCGCUUCGGCCAGAACCGCACCAUCAAGCUGCUCACCGGCUCCUCCUACAAGGUGGAGGUGAAGAUUAAGCCCCCCACGCUGCAGGUCGAGAACAUUUCCAUUGGUGGUGUGGUUGUCCCGCUGGAGCUGAAGUCUAAAGAGCCUGAUGGGGACAGAGUUGUUUAUACCGGCACAUAUGACACAGAAGGCGUGGCCCCAACCAAGAGUGGAGAACGGCAACCCAUUCAGAUCACCAUGCCGUUCACUGACAUUGGGACCUUCGAGACCGUGUGGCAGGUCAAGUUCUACAAUUACCACAAGCGAGAUCACUGCCAGUGGGGAAGCCCCUUCUCUGUCAUUGAGUAUGAAUGCAAGCCCAACGAGACACGCAGUCUCAUGUGGGUGAACAAGGAGUCCUUCCUCUGAAGAUGGCUCUUUCUGAUGUUGCUGGACAAUCUCUUCAGAAGUCUACUCUUAGAUAAUCCAGCACAAGCCUUCACCAAGGCACACCACACCGUUGCUGUUUCCCGUCGGGUGCCAAUGACCUACUAGCCCCGAUUGUUUUGAAUGUGUAAUUCUCCUCUAAUGCAAUGUCCCUGCCAUAAAAGAUCGUGAUGUACCAUCCCCGAAAGAUCCCUUUGUGUAUUCUAUGUUGGUGUUCCUGCAUCUGAUUGUUCUCGGUCAUGCUAUUAACUGCUUGUGACUGGAGCUCGGUGGAAUCGGCAGGCAUGUCUCAUACUUAAUGAUUCCACUGAAUGACUGCGAUGUUUUGUUUCCAAGUUGAGUUAUUCCCCUGUUUUUGUUAAAUGUUAAAUAAAAAAUAACAACGUGUGUAGGUUCUCUCCCAAGUGUGAUCUGGUAACAUGUAACUUGCAAUGUUUUCCAGCUCUCAAAGCAGGCUUUGUGAAAAUGUAAUACAAACAGCAGUAAAUGGGACUCAAGUGUUGUGCCCCCUAUAAAUAGCUUUUUCAGAAAAGGAUAAGGACAAAAUAAAAGGACAAAUAUUUAAUAAGUAUUUGUAAUGUAUUAAAACUCUUUCAAGCAACUUAAGGUAUUGUGCUGUGGCCUCGUGGAAACGGGAAAAAGCAUUAUUGUGGACCACUGUUGAACAAGGUAACAGGAGGUAACCUCUUUGGCAAGCUACCCUCAUGUUCAAACAUGCAUAUUGAUGACAGCCCUACAGUCCCCUUCACUUGAACUUUGUAAAACUGUAUAUGGAACUGUAAUCAACUUUUGAUAUUUGUUAAUAAAGAUAUUGA